AUGGAAUAAGUGUAUCAUCUUUUAUAUAACGCUGGGAGUGGUGGAAAUAGAGGUUAAAAAUUCCUAUAACUUGAUAACUUGGUUUCAAUAUCAGGGAUAGAAUUUGCAGACGAAUCAAGAGAGACAGGGUUGUAGUUGAUAAUGAAAUAGAAAGCAGAUGACAUCCAUGUAGUGAUGGCUGGAGGAGAUGGAUCAAUUAUGUGGAUAGUGGAAUUACUAUUACAACAUCAAGUGAACAUCCAUCGAUGCAUCAUUAUUCCAUUCCCUUUUGGAACUGGGAACGAUUUUGCGAAUACUUUGGGAUGGGGAACUUCAGUGCCCAACGAUGUAAUUGGUAUUGAGAGGGUUUUUGGUCCUUUUUCGAUACUAAAAGAAGAUGGAUUCAUUAGUGAGAUCAGAAGGAAUGAAAAUGGGGCAAAUGAGAUGAAGUUGCAAUUAAAUGAUCAGAGAUAUUACAAAUAGAUGAUUAAUUAUUUUAGUAUUGGAGUAGAUGCACGCAUCGGAUUUGGAUUUGAUAAAUAUAGGACAUCCAAUCAAUGUUGUAACAAGUGCGUCUACUGUUGGGAAGGAUUUAAGAAGAUGUUCCUCAACACUCCCAAAGUUAACCAAUCUAUAGAGAACAUCCAUCACGUUAAUGAUGAUAACUUAGAAACUGCAUUGAUUUCAAAGCACAACAAUUAAAUAGUAGUGCCAGGAGAUCCAGUUAAUUUGUUGUGUUUGAACAUCAACUCCUAUGCUGGAGGAUUGAAAAACAUAUGGCUCAAUGCUUAAUAAAAUUAAGUUAAAUCUAUUCCAACAUUCCUUCUGUCUUUGAUGGGAAGUUGGAAAUACUCUCAUUCAACUCUAUUUUAGGAUUAGGCUCAGAAAGAUGGAUUCCUGGAUAGGCUACCAGAUUAAGUCAAAGUGGAGGACCACUCAAAUAGAAUGAAUAACUUAGAACAUAUUUCCAAAUCGAUGGCUAAUACUAUUCCAUUACCAAUCCAUACUCAGUUCUUAUUAGGUCCUGUCAAUCGUUGCCACAAGGGAAAAUACGUGUCUUGA
This is a messenger RNA of Paramecium tetraurelia, 1041 nucleotides long. RefSeq lists its product as uncharacterized. The transcript is spliced from 6 exons. Gene Ontology annotation, molecular function: ATP-dependent diacylglycerol kinase activity. The record is from RefSeq and is a predicted model, not a curated record. Lineage: Eukaryota; Ciliophora; Oligohymenophorea; Peniculida; Parameciidae.